AUGGUGGAGCCCGAAGAAUCACGGGGUGGGAGUUCUGGACCGCAACAGCAGCAGCCGCAGCAGCAGCAGCCGCAGCAGCAGCAGCAGCAGCAGCAGCAGCAGCAGCAGCAGCAGCAGCCCGAGACGCAGCGGGAACCAACUGCUUUUGGCGGCGCAGCAACGGGUGCUGGGACGCCGCUGGAGCAGCUGCUAUCUGUGGCGUUCCUUAUCGCGCCCUUCUUCUUGUGGGGAACGACCAUGGCUGCCAUGCGGCCCGUCACGGCGCACACCACGCCGCUGUUCAUGGGCGCGCUGCGGCUGCUGCCCGGCGGCCUCGCCUUAGUCGGCUGGGCGGCAGCCAACGGGCGGCCGCAGCCGUCAUCCGCGAUCGCGUGGGCUUGGGUGGCCGCGUUUGCCCUCGUCGACGGCGCCAUGUUCCAGGGCUUCCUGGCCGAGGGCCUGCAGCGGACCUCUGCCGGCCUCGGCAGCGUCAUCAUCGACUCCCAGCCUCUCACGGUGGCGGUGCUGGCGGCGCUGCUGUUCGACGAGCGCCUCGCGCCCGCGGCUGUCGCGGGGCUCUUCAUCGGCGUCGCGGGCCUGCUGCUGCUGGAGGUGCCCCAGGAAGCCGUGCAGCAGCUGCUCUCCCAGGGCCCCGGCGCGCUAUCUGACCUGGCGGCGCUCGUGCCCAGCUCGCUGGGCGGCGGCAGCAUCUGGGACAGCGGGGAGUGGUGGAUGCUGCUGGCGGCGCAGUCGAUGGCUGUGGGGACAGUGAUGGUCAGAUGGGUGAUGCGGCACUGCGACCCCGUCAUGGCGACAGGCUGGCACAUGGUCCUCGGCGGCGCCGGCCUCCUGGCGCUGUCCCUCGCAACAGACGGCCCCGUCCUCGCGGAGCGCCUGCAGGGCUUCGGCGCCGCCGACGCGGCCGCGAUGGGCUACGGGUCGCUGCUGGGCGGCGCGGCCGCGUACGGCAUAUUCUUCUACAACGCGACACAGGGCAGCCUCACGGCGCUCAGCAGCCUCACGUUUUUGACGCCGAUGUUUGCCGCGGGCGCCGGCUAUCUCGCGCUCGGCGAAACGCUGACGCCGGUGCAGCUGGCGGGUGCCGGGGUGACGCUGUUUGCGGUCUACCUCAUUAACAACCGCUCGGCUCAGUGA
Messenger RNA from Monoraphidium neglectum, 1134 nucleotides. RefSeq names its product putative transporter. Gene Ontology annotation, cellular component: membrane; chloroplast. The record is from RefSeq and is a predicted model, not a curated record. The coding region runs from base 1 to 1134 and encodes 377 amino acids. NCBI's taxonomy places the organism in Eukaryota, Viridiplantae, Chlorophyta, Chlorophyceae, Sphaeropleales, Selenastraceae. The transcript has 6 exons.